AUGAACAUCCUCCACUCCACACUCUCCACCUGGCGCGACCGCCUCGCCCCAGUCUCCCGAACCUCAACGUUCCGCAACACAGGACAAAUCACACCCGAAGAGUUCGUCCUGGCCGGCGACUACCUCGUCUACAAGUUCCCGUCAUGGGCGUGGGCCGACGCCUCCUCGCCCGCCAAACGUGUAUCCUAUCUCCCCGAGGGGAAGCAGUUCCUGGUGACGCGCGGGGUCCCCUGCCACCGACGGCUCAAUGAUAACUUCGCGGGGGAUGCGGGCCACGAUGACGAGAUCGUCCGGGACAUGUUGUCGGGCGGGGCCGGGGAGGAUGAUGACGAUGGGUGGUUGAGGACCGGGGGCGGCGGGGACGCAGCCCAUCGGGACCGGGAGACUCGGAUUCGCGAUGUGCGGACCGUUGAUGAGGCGGGGAAUAUGGGCGAGAAGGAGGAGGAAGAGGAAGAGGAGAUUCCCGAUAUGGAGGAUGAUGAUGACGAUGAGGAGGCGAUUAUUCGUGAGCCGGUGGGAGGGUCGGGGAUGACGCAGUAA
Molecule: messenger RNA, 540 nt
Organism: Aspergillus melleus
Lineage: Eukaryota; Fungi; Ascomycota; Eurotiomycetes; Eurotiales; Aspergillaceae
Product: E2-like enzyme
Exons: 1
Coding region: 1-540 (179 amino acids)
Biological process (GO): autophagy of mitochondrion; nucleophagy; autophagosome assembly
Cellular component (GO): cytosol; cytoplasmic ubiquitin ligase complex
Molecular function (GO): Atg8-family ligase activity
Source: RefSeq, a predicted model, not a curated record